UAGUACUGUUUUAAAACCACCACGAAGGCUUAAGGCCUAAGCACCCAUUGGGUACCGUGGGGCUAUAGGGGGAUACAUGGGAAAGGGGGAACGCCACACAGACUCUGCCGAGGAAACACGUGUGCAAGCAACAUGCUCACAUUCUGGCUCCGCCUACGAGAUCCGCCGGGUGGUACCUCCGCGUUCGACAGUCAGAGACCGUCUACCACCUACGGACAAUCACAACAUCCAUAGCUAAGAGAAAAAGCGCGCGGCGACUGAUCAGGAGACCGAAGGGUCUACUACUGCGGCCA
This is a messenger RNA of Acanthoscelides obtectus, 293 nucleotides long. The record is from the annotation of a GenBank genome assembly. NCBI's taxonomy places the organism in Eukaryota, Metazoa, Arthropoda, Insecta, Coleoptera, Chrysomelidae.